Saimiri boliviensis boliviensis (Bolivian squirrel monkey) is the source of this 1413-nucleotide messenger RNA. RefSeq names its product septin 14 (gene SEPTIN14). Gene Ontology annotation, molecular function: GTP binding. The record is from RefSeq and is a predicted model, not a curated record. NCBI's taxonomy places the organism in Eukaryota, Metazoa, Chordata, Mammalia, Primates, Cebidae.
AUGUGCUUUCAGCAGUGCCCUAAGAGAGUGCUUCUGGGCUCUGCAACCGCGGACGAAGGCGUUUUACUCUGCAGAGGAGAAAAGUCUCAGGGCAGCUUCUCGCCAGCAUCCCAGCAUCGCUGCUCUCGCAUCUCCCAGUUCUGGACCUUGAGAGAGACUGUUUUCAGGCAAAAAGAAAACAAUAUUCGUUGUUUAACUACGUUUGGACAUUUUGGUUUUGAAUGUUUGCCCAAUCAGCUGGUGAACAGAUCUAUCCGACAAGGAUUCACUUUUAAUAUUCUCUGUGUGGGGGAAACUGGAAUUGGAAAAUCAACACUGAUUGACACGUUAUUUAAUACAAACUUGAAAGAUAACAAAUCCUCACAUUUUUACUCAAAUGUCAGUCUUCAAAUACACACAUAUGAACUUCAGGAAAGCAAUGUUCAGUUGAAAUUGACUGUCGUGGAAACAGUGGGUUAUGGUGAUCAAAUGAACAAAGAAGCCAGCUACCAACCAAUAGUUGACUACAUAGAUGCCCAAUUUGAGGCUUAUCUUCAAGAGGAGCUGAAGAUUAAACGUUCCUUGUUUGACUACCACGAUUCCCGCGUCCACGUGUGUCUGUACUUCAUUUCACCCACAGGACAUUCCCUGAAGUCUCUUGAUCUGUUAACAAUGAAGAACCUUGACAGUAAGGUGAACAUUAUACCACUGAUUGCCAAAGCAGACACCGUUUCUAAAAAUGAUUUACAGACGUUUAAGAGGAAGAUAAUGAAUGAACUGAUUAGCAAUGGCAUCCACAUAUAUCAGUUCCCAACAGAUGAUGAAACUACUGCUCAAGCGAACUCCUCAACUAAUGGACUGUUACCCUUCGCCGUGGUUGGCAGUACAGAGGAAGUGAAAGUUGGAAAAAGGAUGGUCAGAGGCCGUCACUAUCCGUGGGGAGUUUUGCAAGUGGAAAAUGAAAAUCACUGUGACUUCAUUAAGCUCCGAGAUAUGCUUCUUUGUACCAAUAUGGAAAACCUAAAAGAAAAAACCCACACUCAGCACUACGAAUGUUACCGGUACCAAAAACUGCAGAAAAUGGGCUUCACGGACGUGGGCCCCGACAACCAGCCAGUUAGUUUUCAAGAAAUCUUUGAAGCCAAAAGACAAGAGUUCUAUGAUCAAUGUCAGAGGGAAGAAGAGGAGUUGAAACAGAAAUUUAUGCAGCGAGUCAAGGAGAAAGAAGCAACAUUUAAAGAAGCUGAAAAAGAGCUGCAGGACAAGUUUGAGCAUCUUAAAGUGAUUCAACAGGAGGAGAUAAAGAAGCUCGAAGAAGAGAAAAAACAGCUGGAGGGAGAAAUAAUAGAAUUUUAUAAAACGAAGGCUGCCUCCGAAGCACUGCAGACUCAGCUAAGCACCAAUACAAAGAAAGACAAAGAUCGCAAGAAAUAA